Molecule: messenger RNA, 2165 nt
Organism: Aspergillus ruber CBS 135680
Lineage: Eukaryota; Fungi; Ascomycota; Eurotiomycetes; Eurotiales; Aspergillaceae
Product: cation diffusion facilitator family transporter
Exons: 4
Coding region: 302-1873 (523 amino acids)
Biological process (GO): intracellular zinc ion homeostasis; zinc ion transmembrane transport
Cellular component (GO): membrane
Molecular function (GO): zinc ion transmembrane transporter activity
Source: RefSeq, a predicted model, not a curated record
GUAUACUAUGAGUGAGGACAUUGUAGAUAACGCCACCGUCGGAUGCGGCCGGACGUUGUUCCUUCUUGAUCCUUCUGGCGUCACUCCCACAAUCAAGAAUAAUCUCUUUCUAUUUUCUUUUUUCUUUCUUUCUUCUGCCAUCGUCAUCUGAGAAGUAUACUUCCAGGGUCAUUUCGUUAGAGUCUCUGCAUUUGAAUAUACUCACCUAUACGCCCUAUUACCCGCCAGUCGUCGCAUCCGUCAAUCUUUUCUCUCCUGUCGCGGAUCCUCGCGCCAUCGAGCGCGCCGCAGAACAAUCGCCAUGGCGCUCUCCAAAACCAACAAGAUCAUUAUCCUGCUGGUUAUUGAUACUGCCUUCUUUCUGUUGGAACUCAUCGCAGGUUAUACGGUCCAUUCCCUUGCCCUUAUUGCCGAUUCCUUCCAUAUGUUGAACGAUGUGCUAUCCUUACUCGUGGGAUUAUGGGCCGUCAAAGUCGCCAACCGCGAGCCAAAUUCCAAGAUGUAUACCUAUGGCUGGCAACGCGCAGAAACACUGGGUGCAUUAGUCAAUGGCGUCUUCCUUGUCGCCUUGUGUGUCUCCAUCUUUCUCGAAGCAAUUCAACGAUUGGUGGAGCCGCAGGAAGUGAACAAUCCGAAAUUUGUCUGUAUUGUCGGAUCUUUGGGUUUAGCAUCCAACCUCCUGGGUCUCGCUCUUUUCCACGAUCACUCCCACGGUCAUGGUCACAGCCAUGGUCCCGAAAAUGAAAGUAUGGAAGACGUGGAUGCUGCAGAGCAGGGCUUCGGCCAACAACAUGCUGAGGAGUACGAGAAUGCCGGGAAGGCAAAUGGCAAGCAGGCCAAGGUCACAGAUUCGACUUCACCCUAUACACAGCGCCGCCGGACCGUGGACAGCCAGGCUCGCGGUUCUCGUCGGUACAGCGCGUCGGCGGGCCGUGGCUUUGAUGUAGAGGAUAUCUCCCAUCCCGUGACUUUACGACAAGAGAUCAUCGCUGCAAGCCAGACCAACCGGUAUGGAGUGGAAACAUCCGAGUCAGAUAGCGACGCGCGCGAAGGUGACGAGGUUCAACCAUCCGAACAUUCAGCACUUCUGAGCCGCAAGGAUCGGAAGUCCAACUACACCGAUGAGGAUAGUACGCCUACCAAUGGACAAGAUGUGACUGCGGAUGACCUUCAUCGUCACCACAAGCACGCACAACCGAAGCCCAAGGACGAGAAGGGUGGUCACAGUCAUGACCUGAACAUGCGUGGUGUAUUCCUUCACGUCAUGGGUGAUGCUCUGGGUAACAUCGGAGUCAUCGCCUCCGCACUUAUCAUCUGGUUGACCGAUUAUUCGUGGAAACACUACGUGGACCCGGGUAUCUCUUUGUUUAUUACUAUCGUUAUCCUCUGCUCGGCCAUUCCUCUGUGCAAAGCGGCGUCGCGUAUUCUGCUGCAGGCGGUUCCUUCCGGUCUGAGCAUCGAUCACAUCAAGGAUGACAUUGAGCAACUUCCCGGGGUGAUUGGCUCGCACCACCUCCAUGUCUGGCAGCUGAGUGACACCAAGAUCGUGGCGUCGAUCCACAUUCAGGUUGACACGGAAAUCAAGGGUGAGGGCUCUGAGCGGUACAUGCAUCUGGCCCGCCAAGUACGGAAAUGCCUGCACGCCUAUGGCAUUCACUCAUCCACCAUCCAGCCCGAGUUUGCCCCGGACAGCGACACUGAGGACAACCAAGGCGGUCCAUCGUCUUCUCGGGCGAGCAAUCAUGACCACAACCUAACCAGCAAGCAGCCCAGCCGUGCUGCCAGUGUUCGUGAGGAUGCGCAAGCAUGUCUUCUCGAAUGCGAUGAAAAUUGCGCUCGCGGCGGGCAAUGCUGUCCUAAGAAGCCUACAUAACUGCGCCUUAUCUUCCGCUGUUUUCAUCUUUAUACACUCUGUUGAUUACCUUAUCAUCAUUAUUGACCUGGUUGUAUCAAUUGUUACUUCCUUCGAUAUUUCUCAUACCCGCUAUCUCUACACGGCAGUUUUCAGUUUCACCCAGCACUGAUCUCAAGGGUUAACAUUAUCAUAGAACAAAAAGUUGGCGUUUGAUGGGCUGGGCGAUUAUCAUGGAUUAUACAGCAUGUUUUGGACUGGCAAUUGGACUGUGUUAUACAUUUCUGCAUGUAUCCUUACUUAAUUCCUAAUU